GUAGAUCUAAUCCAUAAAUUGGAAUAUUUAUUAAAAAUAAUUAUUAUGGAUUACGAGAAAGACCCAGGAUGGCAAUAUUUGCGUCGAACACGCGAGCAGAUGAUUCAAGAUCAAUCAAAGCCCUAUGACAGUAAGAAAAAUUGCUGGAUUCCAGAUCCUGAGGAGGGAUAUGUAGCUGCUGAAAUAGUUUCAGCCGGAAAGGAUAAAACAACGGUUAAAUUGGCUAAUGGGACAGAGAAAAGUGUAAAGCCUGAGGAAAUACAGGAAAUGAAUCCUCCAAAAUUCGAAAAAACAGAAGACAUGUCUAAUCUAACAUUUUUAAAUGAUGCCUCUGUUUUGCAUGAUUUGCGAGCUCGUUACAGCUGCAUGCUUAUAUAUACUUAUUCUGGACUCUUCUGUGUUGUAAUUAAUCCGUACAAACGGCUGCCAAUCUACACAGAUUCUGUAGCUCGAAUGUAUAUGGGCAAACGUCGAACUGAAAUGCCUCCACAUUUGUUUGCUGUCUCAGACGAGGCCUAUCGAAACAUGCUUCAGAAUCACGAGAAUCAAUCUAUGCUUAUCACCGGCGAAUCUGGCGCCGGUAAAACUGAAAAUACUAAAAAGGUUAUAGCUUAUUUUGCUUCUGUUGGUGCCUCUCAGGCGCAAAAUGCUGGUGGUGCUACAGGCCCCACUCUAGAGGAUCAAAUAGUUCAAACUAAUCCUGUAUUAGAAGCAUUUGGAAAUGCAAAAACUGUUAGAAAUAAUAAUUCCUCUCGUUUUGGUAAAUUCAUUCGAAUUCACUUCAACAAAUCAGGCAGACUGGCUUCUUGUGACAUCGAACAUUAUUUGUUAGAAAAAUCUAGAGUUAUCAGACAAGCACCAGGCGAACGUUGUUAUCACAUUUUUUAUCAAUUGAUGCUAACUAAGCCAGUAAAGGAUUAUUAUUUUAUUGCUCAAGCUGAAUUGACUAUUGAUGGAGUUAAUGAUCAGGAGGAGCACCAACUUACCCAUGAAGCCUUUCAUGUACUCAACUUUUCAGAUGAUGAGAUUAAACAUGUUUAUCGUCUAGUUGCUGGAAUAGUUCAUAUGGGAAAUAUGAAAUUCAAACAACGACCAAGAGAGGAACAAGCAGAAACUGAUGGCACUGAGGAUGCAGUAAACGCUUCGAAAAUGUAUGGAGUUGAGUCUGAAGAAUUCCUUAAAGCCUUACUGAAACCUCGUGUCAAAGUUGGCACCGAGUGGGUAAAUAAAGGUCAAAACAUGGAACAGGUCGCUUGGUCAGUUGGAGCUAUGUCUAAAGGCCUUUAUACGCGUAUUUUCAACUGGCUAGUUCAAAAGUGUAAUGUAACCUUGGCAAAAGAAGGAACGAAGAAAGACUUUUUUAUCGGCGUAUUGGAUAUUGCUGGCUUCGAAAUCUUUGAUUUUAACAGCUUUGAACAGCUCUGGAUCAACUUUGUGAAUGAAAAACUUCAACAAUUUUUCAACCAUCACAUGUUUGUACUUGAACAAGAAGAAUAUGCUCGUGAGGGCAUUCAGUGGACAUUCAUAGACUUUGGUCUAGAUCUUCAAGCUUGUAUUGAGCUUAUUGAGAAGCCAAUGGGUAUAAUCGCUAUGCUGGAUGAGGAAUGUAUAGUGCCAAAGGCUUCAGAUCAAACACUUGCAGCAAAAUUGGUAGAACAACAUUUGGGCAAACAUCCCAACUUUGAAAAGCCUAAACCCCCAAAAGGGAAACAAGCAGAAGCUCAUUUUGCCAUGAGACACUAUGCUGGAACAGUGCGUUACAAUGUGACAGCCUGGUUAGAAAAAAAUAAGGACCCGUUAAACGAUACAUUGGUUGGAGUGUUGAAAUCUUCUGCUGAUAAUGCUCUACUUGUUAAUCUUUGGGCUGAUUAUACUACACAGGAGGAGGCUGCUGAAAAGUCUAAAAAAGGUGAAAAAGCAAGCAAAAAGAAGGGAAAAGCCGCGUCUUUCCAAACUAUCUCUAUGAUCUACCGAGAGUCAUUAAACAACCUCAUGAGCAUGCUCAACCAAACACAUCCCCAUUUCAUUCGUUGUAUCAUUCCUAAUGAGAAAAAGCAAUGUGGAUUAAUAGAUGCUUCUUUGGUACUUAACCAACUAACAUGCAAUGGAGUAUUAGAAGGAAUCCGUAUCUGUCGUAAAGGAUUUCCAAAUCGUACUUUCCAUCCAGAUUUUGUGCAACGCUAUGCACUUUUGGCAGCCAAUGAAGCACGUGGAAAGGAUCCAAAGGCUUGUGCCGCAGCAAUGCUUGCACGAUUGGUCAAGCAGGGAGACUUAAAUGAGGAUCAGUUUAAAGUUGGAAAGACUAAGGUAUUUUUCCGUGCCGGUGUUGUGGCCCAUGUUGAGGAUCUGCGCGACAAUAGAUUAGCUCAAUUAAUCACUGGGCUACAAGCUCAAUGCCGUUGGUAUACUUCUCUGAUUCAACUUGAGCAACUUCGCAAACAAGCCCUAGCCUAUAGGACUAUUCAAUUUAAUGUUCGCUCAUGGCUUCAGCUUCGUACUUGGGUCUGGUUUCGUCUUUACGGCAAGGUUCGCCCACUCUGUGUAAAAGGUAAAGCACAACAAGCAAUGGAAAAAGUUGAGGAACAACUAAAAAGUGUACAAGAAUCAUUGCAAAAAGAGAAGGAAUUAACCGAGAAGCUGGAAAAAGAAGCUAAACAACUUCUUGAAGAAAAAGAGGAAAUGACUAAAGAGCUUGAAAAGUCUUCAAGUCGAGGCCAGGAAGUUCAGCAACGGUUGAACAAUCUGAGUUCGGCUAAGGAGCAAUUAGAAAAUGAUUCAACACAAGUAAAUUCGCAAUUAGCAUCAGAAGAGAGCAGGGCUAUUGAACUUCAAAAGUUACGUAAGAAAACAGAAGCAGAAUGUGAAUCACUUCGUAAGAAUAUUUCAAAUCUUGAUCUGCGAACAUUAGCUGAUGAGGCUCUCAAACAAGAGGCCACACUUAACAAAUUGGCACGUGAGCGUAAGCAACAGCAGGAACUGGCAGCUAAACUCCAGGCAGAUCUACAAGCAGAAGCUGAGCGCAAUUCUCAGGGAAAGUCGCAUCGACAAAAAUUACAGCAGACUUUGGAAUCAGUAGAAGAGGAGAUGGACCGUGAGAAACGGAACCGUGCUGAAGCUGACAAGGCUCGAAGGAAAAUGGAAGGUGAAGCUCGAAUUGCUAGAGAGAAUCUUGAGGAGAUUGGAAAGCAACGCCAGGAUAUGGAAGCUAGCCUGAAGCGCAAAGAGGCCGAUAUGUUCGCCCUUUCUGUACGAUUCGAGGAGGCACAAUCACAGGCAGCUAAAGUCCAAUCACAAGCUAAAGAGCUGGAUGCUCGUUGUAAAGAAUUAGAAAGUGAGCUGGAAAAUGAACGCCAGGCACGUGCCCGAUCUGAACGAUCAAAGAAUGAUAGCCAAUAUGAAGCAGAUGAGCUGCAAGAACGAUUGGAUCAGCAUACGAUGGCUACACAAGCUCAAUCGGAGGCUAAUAAGAAAAAGGACGCUGAGUUGGCCAAGUUGCGUCGCGAGAUAGACCAGCUAAAGUUAAACUUCGAUUCACAAGCUACCGCAUUAAAGAAGAAAGGAGGAUCUGGUCUAGCCGAGUUACUUGAACAAAUUGAUCAGCUACAACGAAUAAAAAAUCGUUCGGAGAAAGAACGUAGUGCUCUUCAAAGACAACUAGAAACGGGACAAGGCCAGCUUGAUGAUGAUUCUAAACAAAGAAUGGAAAUGGAACGAAGGUCUAAAAACUUUGAAGGUCAACUUUUGGAGUUGCGCCUUAAGACGGAUGAGCAGAGUCGGCAAUUACAGGAGCUUCAAUUUACAAAGGGUCGUUUACAAACUGAAUGCACAGAUUUUGCACGUCAGUUAGAGGAAGCUGAUUCGAAAAUGACAACAGCAUCUCGUCUCAAAUCACAAUAUUUCUCACAAGCGGAAGAACUUAAACGUGCUGCUGGUGAAGAACAACGUGAGAAGCAGGCACUUAGCAUGCAUAUUAAAAAUUUGCAUCAUGAACUAGAACAACUGAGGUGGAAUAAUUUUAUCAUUUUAUCUUGA
Meloidogyne enterolobii is the source of this 4032-nucleotide messenger RNA. NCBI's taxonomy places the organism in Eukaryota, Metazoa, Nematoda, Chromadorea, Rhabditida, Meloidogynidae. The record is from the annotation of a GenBank genome assembly.